Molecule: messenger RNA, 2125 nt
Organism: Phycodurus eques (leafy seadragon)
Lineage: Eukaryota; Metazoa; Chordata; Actinopteri; Syngnathiformes; Syngnathidae
Product: RNA-binding protein 39-like
Exons: 14
Coding region: 154-1905 (583 amino acids)
Biological process (GO): mRNA processing
Cellular component (GO): nucleus
Molecular function (GO): RNA binding
Source: RefSeq, a predicted model, not a curated record
GACGACAAGACGGCCAGCCCCGAUGGCGGGGACGAACAGGCCAAGAGAGCCUUGACUUCAACCCAAUUGAGCAUCUCUGGAAAGACCUGAAAAUGGCUGCCCACCAACGUUCACCAUCCAACCUGACAGAAGUGAGCGGCUCUGCGAGGAGGAAUGGUGGAGGAUCCCCAAAUCCAGGCAAUGGGGGAUUCGGAUCCUGUCUUCCUUUCCUGUCAAUCUGUCUGUGUUGUCCGUCCGUCUGCAUUUUGUCUGUCCUCUGUCUGCUCGUCUUUGUUCUUCCAGUUGGCCUGCUGUCUGUCCUUCAUUUGUUUGUCUAUCUUCGGCAUCCUACAUGUCCUGGCUUUCUUGUCUGUCUGCAUGUCCUCUCCCGUCCAUCCGUCUGUCUGUCCUCGCCGUCUCACCUUUAACAGCGGUCCUCGCCACCGUGUUGUGAUUGGCCGCCGCCCCAUCAGGAAGAAGCGGAGCCGCAGCCGCGAGAGGAAGCGCAGCAAGAGUCGAGAGAGGAAGCGGAGUCGCAGCCGCGAGCGCAAACGCAGCCGCGAGAAGCGGCGCAGUCGCAGCCGAGAACGGCGGCGUAGUCGCGAGAGGGGCGGCCGCUACAGAGACUAUCACAAGACGCGGAAGCGGUCGAGGAGCAGGAGUCCCAUAAGGAGAGAGAAGAGUCCCAUCAGAAGAGAGAAAAGUCCCAUCAGACGGGAGAAGAGUCCCAACAAGUCAGUCUUGACGAGGUUGCCGGUCGACAAUUUGACUCCAGAGGAGCGAGAUGCCAGGACCGUCUUCUGCAUGCAACUGGCUGCCCGCAUUCGCCCUCGAGAUCUGGAGGACUUCUUCUCUGCUGUGGGGAAGGUUCGAGACGUGAGGAUGAUCUCAGACAGGAAUUCGCGCCGCUCGAAGGGCAUCGCUUACAUCGAGUUUGUGGAGGCCAGCUCGGUUCCUCUCGCCAUCGGGCUGACGGGACAAAGGCUGCUGGGAGUUCCCAUCAUCGUGCAGGCCUCGCAGGCCGAGAAGAACCGAGCGGCCGCGGCGGCGGCCGCCGCCAACAACCUUCAAAAAGGAUCGUCGGGACCCAUGAGGCUUUACAUCGGCUCGCUGCACUUCAACAUCACCGAGGAGAUGCUGAGAGGAAUCUUCGAGCCCUUCGGAAGGAUCGAAGGCAUCCAGCUGAUGAUGGACAGCGAGACGGGGCGGUCCAAAGGAUACGGCUUCAUCACGUUUGCAGACGCCGAGUGCGCCAAGAAAGCUCUGGAACAGCUCAACGGCUUCGAGCUGGCGGGUCGGCCCAUGAAGGUGGGUCACGUGACGGAGCGCAGCGACGGGUCUGCCGCCGCCUCUCUGCUGGACAGCGACGAGCUGGAGCGCACCGGCAUCGACCUCGGGACCACCGGGCGGCUGCAGCUCAUGGCUCGUCUCGCCGAGGGGACUGGUCUGCAGAUCCCUCCAGCUGCCCAGCAAGCGCUGCAGAUGAGCGGCGCCAUCGCCAUCGGCGCCAUGGCCGCCGUCUCGGCUGCCAUGAAUCCAUCCAUGAACCUCAACAUGAACCCGCCGGCCCUCAACCUUCCGUCUCAGCCGCUGGCCACACACUGUUUCCAACUCUCCAAUAUGUUCAACCCCAGCAGUGAGGAGCAUCCCGGCUGGGAGGUGGACAUCCAGCACGAUGUCAUCGAGGAGUGCAACAAACAUGGUGGCGUGGUUCACAUCUACGUGGACAAGAACUCAACGGAGGGCAACGUGUAUGUCAAGUGUCCGUCCAUCCCCGCUGCCAUGGCGGCCGUCAGCGCUCUUCACGGACGAUACUUUGCAGGCAAGAUGAUCAAGGCGGCAUACGUGCCGCUUCCCGCCUACCACAACUUGUUCCCGGACGCCGCCACCGCCACGCAGCUGCUGGUCCCGCCCCCGCGGCGAUGACUCGGCAAGCGCCGGACGUCUUUUGAUAUGUCGUGUUCGGAUCGUUCAGUAAGCUACUUCCUGUUGACUUCCUGUGGUGUUGAAAGUGCGGCGGGCGUGGCCUCCAUCCAGCGCGGGCCCGUGCUGUCCGUUGAGUGAGCUCUGUGAGCUGCGAGGAGGCCCGGCCGCUGACGUCAAACAUUCGUCUUGGUUUUCUAAUAAAAUCCUUGAUUAAACUUUA